GACCACACCGUGGACUGGCCGGGUUCCAACCUAUGCGGUUCCGCCAGAGGCAUCGGGUCCCGGUGCGAGACCUGCGCAGGCAGCGCUGCCGCCUGCAAACCGCAGAAGUGCAUGUGUGCUACCGCGACCAGAGCUGCUUUCCGCUCGCGAGGCUGUGCCCAAUGGAAGCACAAAUACGGCACCUGCUGCUGGUCUUGGAUCCGGGCCUCCUCGAUUAGAACCUGGAGUUCCUGCGACAGACGAAGCUGGCAUGCUGAUCAUCCCCAGUGUGCGGCCGAUGAACUCAUCAGCACCGGCAGAUGCGACACUGUUAUCGGUGUGGCCUGGCUUGGAAGACGAUGAUGCGGAUUUCCGCGAUGAGCGGUCCGCAAAGCCACAGGGGAGCUUACCCAAGAGUCGUGGGCAGCUUACGACCGACGAGCGGCUAGCCUAUCGUGAGCUGCAGUUUGUUGAGCACCUGGGUUCUGGCGAGUUCGGGCAGGUUUUCCGUGGAUUCUUCAAAGGGCAGGAGGUUGCCAUCAAGCAGCUCUACUGGGACAACACGGUCCUGCCACAGGUGAUCAUCCAGGACCUCACUCGCGAAAUCGAGUCGUUUAGGCAUUUGCGCCACAAGCGCCUUGUGAACUUCAUCGGUGCGUGUUUGGAAAUACCCAACUUGUGCAUCGUCACAGAGUAUGCUCCCGGCGGGUCCCUUCAUCACCUCCUGCAUGUUCGCAAACUGCAGCUCCCGCUGCUCCACUGCACGAAUAUGUGCCUUCAGCUGGCAGAAGGAGUCGUCUACCUCCACUCGCAGAACCCUAUCGUCGUACACCGCGACCUGAAGAGCUUGAACGUUGUCCUGGACCUCAGCCUGAACCUGAAGCUCUGUGACUUCGGACUGACCGAGUCGAUGGAAAGGACGCACAUCACGAAGAAGAACAAUGGCGGGUCGCCUCGCUACAUGGCUCCCGAGUUCUUUGGCUCGAGAAAGCUCACUGGGAAGAGACAAGCUAAGCUGUGUAUGGAGCGAUAUCAUCCCCCUUGCGGCAGAUGA
Messenger RNA from Symbiodinium necroappetens, 1033 nucleotides. NCBI's taxonomy places the organism in Eukaryota, Dinophyceae, Suessiales, Symbiodiniaceae. The record is from the annotation of a GenBank genome assembly.